Molecule: messenger RNA, 477 nt
Organism: Dibothriocephalus latus
Lineage: Eukaryota; Metazoa; Platyhelminthes; Cestoda; Diphyllobothriidea; Diphyllobothriidae
Source: the annotation of a GenBank genome assembly
AUGGUCACGCUCAUUCGCCAAAUCAUGGAGUAUGGAUCGUCCGCUUGGUUUCCGUAUACGAAGAGCAAAAUGACCGAUAUCGAAUAUGUUCAAGGACUGGGGUCAAGAAUGGUGCCCGAAGUGAGAAAACUGACAUAUCCGGAGCGCCGUAAAGCACUGGAAAUGUUCACCCUCGAAUUUCGACGCUCCAGAGGCGACCAAAUCAUGAUGUACAAAGUGAUUGUCUGCGGUGACAUACCGGAGGUCGCAGAGUACUUCAAACUAGCCGUUGAAAUGCCUACGCACGGACACUGCUUCAAACUCGUGGUGCAACGGACAGAUGGUCUCCCGCAUGUCUACCGACUCUCAAGACACGUUGUGAAUGCAUGGAACAAUCUCCCCCCGACGUUGUUGCUGCCGACACAUUUGCCGCAUUCAAGAAGAAAUACGACGCCCUAUUUGAAACAUGAUCUAUACCGUUCAUGGGAGUGCCCUUAA